Messenger RNA from Nannizzia gypsea CBS 118893, 1839 nucleotides. RefSeq lists its product as hypothetical. The record is from RefSeq and is a predicted model, not a curated record. NCBI's taxonomy places the organism in Eukaryota, Fungi, Ascomycota, Eurotiomycetes, Onygenales, Arthrodermataceae. The transcript has 3 exons. Bases 1 to 1839 code for a protein of 612 amino acids.
AUGCCUGGGAAAUAUCAUGUCUCCCUCCUCCAGAGGACGCCGAUCCUAGCCACACGAUUAUUCUUUUGCCCGUCAUGCUCGCAGAUACGCAGAUUCUCCAGCAGACCAACUUCUGCGCCCAGGUCAAUAACCACUCGCUCCGCGUCGACUUUUCCUGGUUCUUCGAUUAUCAGUGCUACAAAAAACAUCCCUGAGAGGUUUCAAGAGCUGUAUAAAGCUUUGGAGGAGCUUAAAAAUACGUCCGGAAACUAUGUGGACUUGAGCAGGUUACAGUUAGCGCAAAGAGGAAUAGAGACGGAGAACCCAUUGAUACGCAUUGCUGUGUUUGGCGUGGGUGAUACCCAGACUUCUGCGAGACUUGUACGGCUACUACUUGCUGACCCGCUGGGUCCGAAAGAAGCAUGGGAAGACCAACUUGGCUCCCGUACCAGCAAUGAAUCGGGCAGUUUUCUUAUAAGGUACGGGGACAAAUAUCAAGUAUCAUCUGGAGCCAGCCCUCUACCGACAAUCUCGAUACCGUCCAACCUUUUACGGAAAGCAAACCUAGAAAUCCAGAUGUCACCACUAGGCGCAAAUAUCUUCUCAAUAAAAGAGCCAGUUCCGAACUCCCUACAAGUUGCAACAGUCGCCAUUCCGUCAACUGACGGGAGCCCUGCCACACACAUCCAAUACCCCGUACACAGGUCAAUAAUAUGCGGCAAUGGGGUCGAUGGGGUGUUUACGUUCGCCAGAUUAAUUGGUAGAGCAGAUACGGCUGAGCUCGGCCCAUUAAAAGCGGUAUUCCAGUUACCGUUAGACAAGGCUCCGGAGAACAGCAACGGAGAGGUUUCCUUUAUUGAUAUCGACCGUGCUGAAGUGGCAUUGGACAAGUUCCGUGAGUCAGCCCAAAACGCAACGGAUUACCAGGAGGGAUGGGACAGAAGCAGGAUUCAACCAAUCAUCGACUGGCUGGCAGCGGCUCACACGGAUCAAGCUGUAUCCCCUGACCUCCGGCAUUUACUUGAUUCCGUAUUGAAGGAAGCAGAUGCCAAAAUAGAGGAGCACGAAAAGAAGACAUUGGCCGAUGUGCAAGCAAGUUCCGUACCCGAAGAGGUACGGAAAUCCCUGGAUGUCAUGAUAUCAGGAUGGGCGGAAAGGGCCCACGAGGAGCUCCGAGUCGCACUAGACGAAGCUUUCAGAUGCAAGAGCUGGCAGAGUUUAGUGUGGUGGAAAUUGUUUUGGAGAGUUGAUGAUGUUCCAAUGAUAUGCUCCAGCCUGCUGCAAAGACAGUGGCUCACUCAGGCUGAAAAGGAAGCUCUCUGGAUUGGUGGACGGUUCCAACAAGCCCGAUUGCUAGAAGAUGACUCCACUGCGGCCAGUGAAAAAUAUGUUCAAGCUACAGGAGACCCACCACCUAAAUCCUCAUCUAGUACCCCAGGGUUCACCCCAUGGCGGACACAGAUAACGGAAAGCCGAAACAAGCUCACAGCAUCCACCGUCAUGCCACUACAUUCUCUCGCACAGAGCCUAGUCAUGUUUAGCUUGUCGACUACCGGCUUGACAUCGGCAUUAUCCGCGCUGACAUACAUCUCUACUACCACUGCUUCUUUUAGCGAGGCUGGAACCUUUGCUGCAGUGGGUUUAAUAUACUCAGUUUGGAGACAACAGAAGAAAUGGGACCUAGCUCGCAAGACCUGGGAAACAGAUAUCCGUGAGGAAGGCCGAAAAGCAUUGAGGCAUACGGAAGAUUCAAUGAGAAUGGUAAUACGUGACGGAAACAGACCAGCGAUGCCACCUAUAGAAACGGAAGCUAAGGAAAGUAUCCAGAAGGCCAGAAAUGCCUUAUCAGAUGUAUUAUAG